Penaeus vannamei (Pacific white shrimp) is the source of this 2631-nucleotide messenger RNA. Lineage: Eukaryota; Metazoa; Arthropoda; Malacostraca; Decapoda; Penaeidae. The record is from RefSeq and is a predicted model, not a curated record.
ACCGAAGCACCUCCGGCAGAGGAAGAAUGGCGGACAGAGGAAGAGCGGACAGUGCUGAGCGCUGUGGCGCCAGAGAUCGUGCAAUCAGUUCGCGAUGAUUACAGCAUAGUGAUGUCGAAGCCUGCAUACUGUGAAGAAUUAGCACUGAAAAAGCAGCUGUGCUAUGAAACCAGCUUGCUUGAAGUCUGGGGUUACAACGAGGACGCCAUCAUGAAUCUCACCGACCACCAGGUCUUAGAGGAUGUCAACAAAGCCUUUAUGAGUAAAGUGUAUGGCUAUCCAUUCGAGCCGGAUGCUUACCUCGGCGGCAUCACAAGAGAUUCCGACGGACGCAUCGUCUCAGCACGGGCGGCGCUGCACACGUGGAUCACCAAGAACCACAUGAAUAAAACUUUGGUGGUGGACGUCGGGACAGGCGAGAUGGUGGACACGGAGGGCUUGGCGUGGGAAAUGGCGCUGGUGGAGGCAGUCCAGGAAGAGGACAUACCUGGUAUCCAUGUCCAUGUUCACGCAGCUUAUAGUUUCGGUGAUGUCAGUGCAAAGACAAUCAUUGGCGAUAUAAAAUGGGUGGCUUGUGGGUGGGCGGCUCUCAUUGUUUACGUGCUUGUGACUUUAGGGCGUCCAGGGCCAGCUCUUGUAGGCCUCUUUUGCGUCGCCCUGGCGGUGGUUGGGGCAUAUGGCACGUGUUCUGCCAUCGGAAUACCGCAUGGCCCCCUAAACAAUGUGCUACCAAUCCUUCUGAUUGGUCUUGGUGUAGACGACAUGUACGUUAUAUCCAAUGCUUGGGAAACCUCCGGCAAUGUGAAACUGCUCGAGCGUGCUGGCCGGGCCCUGCAACAUGCUGGUGUGGCUGUCACUGUCACUUCUCUGUCUGAUGCUGUAGCAUUUCUGGUGGGUGCAACCACGAAGGUUCCUGCCUUACGCUGGUUCUGUGUUUAUGCUGCAGUUGGGGUGAUGACAGUGUACAUCUUACAAGCAACAGUAUUCGUGGCAGCUCUCACUGUUGACCAGAAGUACAGAGAGAAGAAGGAUGAAGACCCAAAGAAGAAAACACCACAAAAGCAAAAACGCACCACGUUUCUGAGUCUAGUCAUGAAGGCCUAUGCUAAUGUCAUAGUGCUACCAUGGAUACAAGCAAUAGUGCUAGUAGCUGCGGCUUCCAUGAUAGGAGCUGGGAUAUGGGGCGCUGUCAGCCUGCGCCAAGAAUUCAGCCCCAUCUGGUUUCUCCCCCGCACGUCGUAUCUUUACCACUGGUUCCAGGCCAUGGACAGACACUUCCCUAGGGAUGGGGAACUUGGCACUGUCUAUUUCUCCAAUGUAAGUUUGCCAAGGGAACUCCCUGCGCUCCGCGAUCUUGCAGCUGACUUGCGCACCUCGCCAUACAUUACACGUGUUGAUGCCUGGUACAGUGUAUUAGAUGUCUAUCUCAUGGAAAGCCUUGAUUACUACAAUGUUACACUGACUGAGGAAGUUCUACACGAUGCACUUGGAAUAUUUCUUCACUCUAAAAGUGGUGCACAGUUUAAUAACAACUUCUUGUUUGAAGAUGAGCUGACUUGUGAGGAUCCUGCACCACCUUUCUCCAUCUUCAAAAUUAACUUUCAAUAUGCAAGGCUAGAAAAUCGAGCCGACCAGCAAGCUGCCAUGAAUCGAGUGAGAGAAAUAGUAUCCUCGGCUGAUAUCUCAGGAUAUCAUGCUGUGUGGGCUCACGUAUACAGCCAGUGGGAAACGGACGCUGCUGUUGGGUCGGAGCUGUGGCGAAACCUGGGCUUGGUUGCUUGCGUGGUCGGGAUAAUGACGCUCCUCCUGCUGGCAGCCCCAAGAGCAGCCUUUCUGGUGUCCUUGUGCGUUCUGGCGACUUUGACGGAGGUGGCGGCGCUUAUGCAUGUGUGGGGACUCACCAUAGAUACCGUCACCUGUAUAGCAUUAGUACUUGCCAUAGGCUUGUGCGUGGAUUAUGCUGCACAUGUAGCACAUGCCUUCUUAGUGGUGACUGGGAGCAGGCGUGCACGCGUGAAAGCAGCGGUAGAAGGCGUUGGACCUGCAGUGUUGCACGGAGGCUUCUCAACAUUGUUAGCCUUUGUCAUGUUAUCACCAUCUGACUCCCACCUCUUUAUCUCUUUCUUCAAAAUAUUCAUCGGUGUAGCUAUUUUUGGACUUUUCCACGGCCUUGUCCUCAUGCCAGUCCUGCUCGCCCUCAUAGGGCCGGAACCCUACCCCGAUUACAAUAGUCCAAACCCACCCUUGACUGCCGUGCAUGUGGUCACGUCGCCAGAAACAUGUCAUGCGAAGCAAACUACUCAAGAGGAUCAUUUCUUGCAAUCUAAUAUAAGUAAGGAACAGAAAAAUACAUUAACACUGAAAACAGAUAAUGGGAAAAGUACCCUCUCUGCCCCUCAGCCAGACCCCACUUCAAUGCAGAAUAACCACGCUACCCUCCCUAAGACUAAACAGAACAUCACAAUUGAAAAUGCUAUGGUUUCCCCGAAGAUACAAGAAAAUAACGCCAUCAAUAUGUUGGCAAGAGACUCUCAUCGUCGUUCUUGUGCGAGAAGAAGCAGCAGUUCUUCUAAAGACAAAGAUGUAAUAGAGCAUGAAAGAGAUAACUUUGGCUUUGAGCCGGAUACCUAG